AUGUCCGUCCUUACAUACGUCGUGUCCGGGCUCACGUCCUACGUCGCCCUCACCGUCGGCCUUUUCGGUCUCUCCAUCAAAGUCCCCCGAGCCGGCUUCUUCGCCCGCUGUCUCGCCGCAUACGCCUCGCUCCUCCUCUGCGCAGCCUACGGGGUCCUGGCGUCCGUCGUCCUUCGCAUCAGCGGCCAUGGCGGAGUCUCGCAGUGGGCGGUCGCCCGCAGCUUCAAGUGGGUGAUGUGGCUGACGACGGGGACAUACUUUGACAUCAUCGAGGGAAAAUCCCACCUGUCGACGCGCCCGGCCGUGUUUAUCGGGAAUCACCAGACGGAGCUGGAUGUGCUGAUGCUCGGGGCGGUGUUCCCUCCGUACUGCAGUGUGACGGCGAAGAAGUCGCUGCGCAACGUGCCGGUGCUGGGGUGGUUCAUGGCCCUGUCGGGAACGGUGUUUAUUGAUCGCGCGAAUCGGCAGACGGCGCUGAAGGCGUUUGAUGGGGCGGCGGAGCAGAUGCGGAAGCAGAGGCAGAGUGUGUUUAUUUUCCCUGAGGGGACGCGGAGCUAUUCGUCGGAGCCGUGCUUGUUGCCGUUUAAGAAGGGGGCGUUCCAUUUGGCGGUGCAGGCGGGGGUGGAUAUUGUGCCGAUUGUGGUGGAGAAUUAUUCGCAUGUGUUGAAUAUCAAGAAGCUCAGGUUUAAUGCUGGCGGGAUCAGGAUCAAAGUCCUUCCGCCUAUUAGCACAAAGGGCCUUACUCCCGCAGACGUCGAUGGCUUGACACUCAGAACCAGAGAUUCCAUGAUGGAAGCCCUUACGGAACUACACAAGUUCCGGGAGUCACAUUCGAAUGGGACUCCAGCCAGAUGCAUACCAGUCAAUGCCGCCAAAUCCAGUGCCAUCGAGAUAUGA
Messenger RNA from Uncinocarpus reesii 1704, 897 nucleotides. Its product is annotated as AtaAp protein. Gene Ontology annotation, biological process: phosphatidic acid biosynthetic process. Gene Ontology annotation, cellular component: endoplasmic reticulum; membrane. The record is from RefSeq and is a predicted model, not a curated record. Gene Ontology annotation, molecular function: 1-acylglycerol-3-phosphate O-acyltransferase activity. Lineage: Eukaryota; Fungi; Ascomycota; Eurotiomycetes; Onygenales; Onygenaceae. The transcript is spliced from 2 exons. Bases 1 to 897 code for a protein of 298 amino acids.